Messenger RNA from Lathyrus oleraceus (garden pea), 3268 nucleotides. RefSeq lists its product as uncharacterized. NCBI's taxonomy places the organism in Eukaryota, Viridiplantae, Streptophyta, Magnoliopsida, Fabales, Fabaceae. The record is from RefSeq and is a predicted model, not a curated record. The transcript is spliced from 2 exons. The coding region runs from base 1588 to 3072 and encodes 494 amino acids.
CACGAAUAAAACAAAGGUUUUAUACAUGAGAAAAUGCUUAUGAUCAAUGUAAUAUGAUUUUCAUUCAAAUUGCCAUUUCCCCUCCAAGUUUCAAUUUGAAAUCACUUUGAACCAAAGAUCCUUAAUGCACCCUAAAACAUACUUGAAUAAAUGAAUGAAAUAGAAAUCAAUGGAUCAUGAAUGAAGCAUGAAAAACUUGAAUCAAUAAGAACACUAAUGAAACAUGAGACCAUGGAUUAGUGAUGCAUUGAUGAGACCAUGAAAAUAUGAAUGAAAUAAGACCUUGGAUCAAAUGAACAUCAAAUAAGUAGACAUACCACAAGCCAUGAUCCACAAAUAAACAAGAAUGGCAUGAUCCAAACCACAAUGAUCAGAUAUCUUAAACCAUGAAUUAGGAUUUUAGCUAGAUCAAGAUCAAGAUGCAAAGUAAUAAUUAAGAACCUCAAACCAAGAAUUGAGGCUUCAACACAAGUGCUCCACCAAUGACAUGAACCAAAAAUAGGGUUUCCAACACCUUAAUGCAAGUCACAUGAUUCAUGAACCUCAAAGACCAAAAACUAGGGUUUGAGCAUGAAUAAACACCAUGAAGUAGUCUCCAAGGUCUCAAGUACAUAGAAUUAGGGUUUUGCACCUUGACCCAAAUGAUGGGCUCUCCACAUUGACUGCAACGUCACAAUUCCUAGGGCUUGAUUCUCAAGCAAACCUGACUUCUGGUUAGGUAUAAACAAUCUCAAACCUUUGAAUCUAUGAUGAUGUUAAUACACUAGAUGGUAUGGAUGCAUAUGAAUGCAAAUGAAUCUCAAACCAAAAGGUUAGAUGAAAAUGAAAAGGGGAGUAUCCUUAGGUUUGAGUAUCCUUAAAUAACAAUGCAAUUUUUAGGCUUUUCUCCAAUGGGCAUAAGAUUUGACCACAUCCAUAUUUGUAGAGGAUUUUGAGCACACGAGGAUUUUCUGGGGAAGAGAUACGAUCUGAGAUGUGUUGUGAUAAUGUUGUUCUAAGUGAUAUUUUGCACAAUCAAUAGGAAACAAACAUGCGUGAAAAUGUCUGUUUCAAAAAGAAAAAAAUCAAGAUAAUGGUCAGAGUGAAAUCUUAAAGUUGUAAAUGGAAGAGAAUACAUCUAAUAAGUGAGAAAAGACGGUAUAAAUAUAUAAAAAUGUAAAAGAGAAUUAAUAAAAAAUCAAAAAAUUUAAUUUCUUCUGAUACCAUGUUAACUUUUGUUCAAUAAAAUCAUUAAAAAAUGUUAAUUUUUGUUCAAUAAAAUCAUUAAAAAGAGAGAUAAUGCAGAAAAUUAAUAACCAAAAAGAGAAAAUAUAAUAUCACAAACUUAGAAAUUUAUUAUUAACCUACCCAAUACACAUAUGAUGUUAUAACUACAAUCUAAAAAUAUAGAAAAUUAAUUAUAACAUAUGAUGUUAUUAUUUUAUAAUAUUUUAAAUUGGAAUAAAAGAGAGAGAAAAAUGCAUGCAAAAAUAAAAUCUUAGUCAGCACACAGCACUAACCAGACACAAACAUUUCAAAAUUCCAAAUCAACCUUUGUUUUUUUCCAAUGUCUCUUUCACUUUUCUCUUUUUGCUUUCAAUAUUUCUUAUGUCUAUGAACCUUUCUUUCUUCAUGGCUUCCAACAACAACACCCUUCUCGACCCACUUCAUUCCUCCGGCAAUCAUUCCCUUACUCCGGAGACACACAGACGUCGAAAUUCGAACAUUGUCAUUGCUCUUCGCCGCAGAAGUACUCAUAAGAAAUAUUCUGGUAGUACCCCUGUGAAUUUCAGACAAGGUUUCGUGAAAAAUGAGGUUUCUGCGAGGAAACUGGCAGCUAGUUUGUGGCAGAUGCGGUUUGUUGAGUUCUCGGGUGAUUGCGGCAAUGUUAUGGAUGAUGGAUGGUUUCGAUCUUCAAUGUUUAAGGUUGAAGCCAUAGAGCCAUUGAUCAAAUCUUCAAAAGAAAGGGAAUCAAAAUGGAACCCUUUACAUGAUAAAGGAUCCAAUGAGUCCACAAUUGUUCAUUGGAGGAAGCUUCUUGAAGAGAGAAAACUAGUUGGUGAUCAACACGGCUCGUUCGUCGAGGUUCUUCUCGAAGAACUCCUUCGAUCACAAAGAAUGGUUAGAAAACUUAAAGCCAAACAGAAUUCCUCCGAGAAAAACGUCAGACAGUUUUUGCAAAAUCUCGAACUCGAAAAAGUGUUAUGGAAAUGCAAAGAACACAAGAAGAUUGAAAAAAAGUUAGAUGAGUUAGAGGGAAAGUUGGCAAGGGAGAGAAGAAAUAGAGAAAGGAUGGAGUUUUUGAAUGCCAAAUUAUUGCAGGAAUUGGACAAGGCGAACGAAUGCGCGAAGCGGUUUAGGAAAAACUACGAAAAGGAAAAGAGAAAAAGAGAAUUAACAGAAAAAGUGUGUGAUGAAUUGAACAAUCAAAUAGAAGAAGACAAAGGUGAGAUUGAGAAGCUUAUGAGGGAAGCAAUGGAAAUUUACAAGGAAGUUGAAGAAGAGAGGGAGAUGACGAAAAUGAUCGAGCUAUGGCGCGAAGAACGCGUGCAAAUGAAGCUAGACGAUGCGAAAAACCUACUCGAAGAGAAAUAUAAUCAAAUGGUGGAUUUGAUUGCUUAUCUACAAAGGUUUCUAAGAUCAAAAGGCGACGAAGUUUGCAACGAGGAGAUAAUGGAUGCUCGGUUGAUCGAACAAGCAGUUGAAUCGGUAAACAUUCGACAAAUUCUCAAACUUUCUUAUAAUUUCUCAAAAUCAGAUAAUGUAUUUCCAAUCUAUGAGGAAUAUAGUAAAAGUGAAGAAACUGGUAUGAUAUAUUCUGCUCCUGCCUCUGAUCAACCAAGAUCGCGCCGCAUCGACGAAAAAACAAUCUCUAUUGAAGGUAGCUUGAAACAGCUUGAAUUAUUGGGGCAAGGAAACUCAAGAGAUAGCAAUAAUCCUCACAUAACUCGUGGGAUGAAAGGAUGUAUAGAAUGGCCAAAAGGUAUUAGAACUAAUUCCAAAGUUAUUAUUCCUUUGGAAGAAAGAGUGAAAAACCAGAAAUCUCAAUUGCAACACAUUCUUAAGCCAAAGGCUUUUUUAAAUGAGUUUUGAUGAAAAAUUGUUUGAGUUAAGAUUCAAAUUCAAAUUCUUUUGGAUGGUUCAAUCUUUGAUAAUGGUCUUAGAAACAUAAUGGAGACAACUCCACGAAUUAUGUUUUUUCUUUUGUUGGAUAAGUUUUGGUUACAUUGUGCGCAAAAGCAAUGUAGUUUUGUUCAUAUUUUAAAAAAGUUGAGUACAAUUUUUUGGA